AUGCCUUCAGUGGUAGAAGCAAUAGCUUUGGCUGAAUCAGUAGAAAAAGUAACUGGAAUGGUACAAAUUUUCGGAGCUAUAGAUGGAACACAUAUACCUAUAUUACCACCUACUAAUGGAUAUCGUGAUUUUGUCAAUCGUAAAGGUUGGCCAUCUAUAGUUAUGCGAGGUAUUGUUGAUUGUAAUUAUUUGUUCAGAGAUAUAACAGUAAAGCACCCAGGUUCUGUUCACGAUGCUACUAUUUUAAAAGACUCCAAUAUAUUUAAACAGUCUAAAGAUAAAUUACCAUAUCAUUGUCGCAUUAUAUCUGAUUGCUCUAUUCAACUUAUGUUAGCUGGAGACCCUGCUUAUCCUUUAUUACCUUGGUUGCUAAAGGGUUACACAGGAGCUCUUACACCAGAGGAAGAGUCAUUUAAUACUUACCUAUCAUCUGCAAGAAUUUGUGUUGAAAAUGCUUUUGGCCGUUUGAAAGCUAGAUGGAGAGUGUUGUUGAAAAGAGCUGAUAUUAAUUACAAAUUCAUGCCUAGUAUAGUACAUAGUUGUGUCAUAUUACACAAUAUAAUUGAAACUUCAAAAGAUAAUUUCAAUCCAUGCUGGUUAAGAUCUGUCAAUGAAGUUAAUAUUGAAAGACCACAACCUCGACAAGUAACAGUUACUCGGGCUGAACCACAAGCAAAGGAUAUUCGUGAAGUCUUAAAAAACUAUAUGUAUAAUAACUAUCCAUUAAGACAAUCAUCAGUACAAAAUUAUGUAAGACAUACAGUUUAA
Macrosiphum euphorbiae (potato aphid) is the source of this 768-nucleotide messenger RNA. The record is from the annotation of a GenBank genome assembly. NCBI's taxonomy places the organism in Eukaryota, Metazoa, Arthropoda, Insecta, Hemiptera, Aphididae.